Molecule: messenger RNA, 1410 nt
Organism: Seminavis robusta
Lineage: Eukaryota; Bacillariophyta; Bacillariophyceae; Naviculales; Naviculaceae
Source: the annotation of a GenBank genome assembly
AUGGAAGUAAUAGAAGCAAGCUCGGACUCUACGGAAUUGCUCCAAGACGCCAUUCGCAGCAAUGCCACACGUCUGUGUAUACUCCUGGAAGACAUUGAUGUGGUCGAGUUGACCCAAGUCCUCCGAGGUCCCCUGGGCCAAGAAUUAUCUGCCUCGGGUAUCUGUUCGAUUGCCUUGGAUGGCGAAAAUUACGCCGGAUGGGAGGAUACCCGAGCCAUGGAAGACUUGUUGGACGUCUUUGGCACAGUGUGCCAAGGAUUGACCAAGUACGAAUUCGAGUGCUUUGUCCCCGAAGUACCCACGCCCGAGCACUUGUUUCCCGUACGGGUAUUGACUCGAUUGCUGCGUCAGGUCCGAGGACGAUUGGAAAUUUUACGCCUCAACGAAGUCGUACUGCAUGCUACCCAAGACGAAUACCGAGAAUUUUUGCAAGUGGUCCGGACUUUGAAAUGUCUGCGAUGCUGUUUUCUACAAGAUACCGUCUCCAUCAUGGUGGAUAUGGAACCACGCUCGUUUGAUGAAGUACUCUUGGCAAUUGCACAAUUACCGCUCAUUGUCGAGGUUUCUAUGGAGACCGAUUGGUGCAAUGCCGCAGGCGACUCGCGUUUGGAAACCACGCAAUCCAUUCAAGCCCUUUGUUCUUCUCCUACCAUUCAGUGUCUUUCCUUUGACAACAUGCAUCCCAACAAUCACGCCUUUAUGCAUAUUUGCCAAACGCUGCAAACCAACACGGCCUUGCAAAUAUUGCACAUUAAAUUCGCCCAGUUUGGAAGCAACAACCACAACAUGGCCGUCUUUUGCGAUUUUUUACAAUCCAACCGCGGGCUCCGAGAGCUGGAAUUGGAAUUUCAACAUUCACUUUUUGGAUCCUUUUUGGAUCCCAUUUUGAUUGCCAUGGCCAAGGGAAUUGCGCAAAAUCCCCAUUCGACACUCCACACGCUCGACAUUCGAGCACGACAAGAAUUUGGAGCCACCGUGGAAGAUGCGCUGUUGCAAUUGAUGCGAACCAAUUAUGUCAUUGAAAGUCUCGGCAUUGUGUCGGUCGAUGAGGAUGGCCAAGAACGCACGUACGAACCACGGCGACGGACCGAAUUGGAUCUAUUUGCACGCUUGAAUGGGUACGGACGCAAAAAACUCAUGGCGAGUCAAACGCGUCGACCGUUUGUCCACGCGUUUGCCACUCAAUUGUCCCAUGAUUUGGAUGGUCUCUAUUAUUAUCUCCGCAUUCAUCCCUGGCUCUGUCAAGCCGAUUCAGCACCGGCGCCGCCACCACGCAAUAAGAAGAAGCGGCGGUUGAAUAAUCCUAGCACGACAACAACAGCAGCUGCGCAGGACGAUGAAUUGGAACAAUUGCGCCGGGAAAAUGCCGCGCUCAAGGCCAAGUUGGCGCGGUUGGGGGAGACAAUCUAG